AUGAAUCCAGAGAAGAUUCUAGUUUGGAAGGCUGCUAGAGCAACUUCGGCAGCUCCGGUAUUUUUUGAAUCUUUCCAUGGUCUUGCUGAUGGUGCGAUAUUUUGUAAUAAUCCUUGCCUGACGCUGCUGACAGAGUUUUUCCGUCUGCAGAAAAUCGAAAGACACAAAAAUAUUAGAAACGACGACAAAAUAGGCUGUGUAAUAACUAUUGGAAGCGGUGUGGAACCGUCACUUCAGUUGGGAGGAAUUGACAUCAACUUGAGACGAUGA
Messenger RNA from Cylicostephanus goldi, 270 nucleotides. Lineage: Eukaryota; Metazoa; Nematoda; Chromadorea; Rhabditida; Strongylidae. The record is from the annotation of a GenBank genome assembly.